AUUUGGAGAAAUUUCUCCGCGUGUGUCACCAACUCUACAAGCGAACAAGUGCAGCGGGACCACUUUCCAAGUCGUCCUCCAUCAUCAUCAUGGGAUGCUGCUUGACACGAUGCAUACCUGACGGCAAGAUGGCGACGCAGUUCGAAGCCGAGCUCAACGAAGACGUGUUUGUGAACGCGGACCAACUCCGGACCAAGAGCACGUUCUCGGGCCACGCGUCGCUGCUCCAUGCGGACGAAGUACACUGUGUGCAAGAGAUUGGUAAAGGCGACUCGGGCAUCGUGUACAAAGGAACGUACCGGGGCAGCACCGUGGUCGAGAAACGCAUGAAGAUGUCGACGCAUAAACCAACCGAAGCGAUGGAGAAGUCGCUGGAAGUCGUGGCUUCCCGCAUGAGCAGUCUGCGGCACCCCAACACUGUCCUAUUCAUGGGCGUGUGUCUGCGAGACCAGGCGUUUUGCAUUAUCAGUGAAUACUGCUCCCGGGGCUCUCUGUACGAUAUCCUGCACACGACAAAAGAAUCCCAUCUCCACACAAUGCACACCAGCGGCGACCGCAUCAACGAAGACAAGGAAUCGUCGGAAGGGGGGUUUCACUGGCACCUCCGCUGCCGCCUCGCGCUUGGCGCGGCGCGCGGACUGCUGUACCUCCACAGCGCAAGUCCGCCUCUAGUGCAUGGCCAACUCACAAGCGCCAACAUUUUGGUCGACGACUCGUGGAACGCCAAACUUGCGGAUUUCGGCACCCGACAAGUGUCGCAAGCCGUGCAAUCGAAACCGCGGCACCCGGCCAAAACAAACGGGAGAUUGCCCUAUUGGACAGCUCCGGAAAUCCUCAAAGCCGUCAGCGACAACGUCGACAUGACCGCCGAGAACCCGCAAGGCGCCGACAUUUAUAGCCUCGGGUACGGCAAACCUACCUACUUUAUAUGAGUGGCGGGUUAUGUUACUACAUACUCUGUUAUAGGUUAAUCCUGUGGGAGCUCUUGUCGGGGGAAGUGCCGUUUGCAGAGUGUGUCGAUUACAUUGACCUGCGCAAGUGCGUGUUGGCUGGCCAGCGCCCCGCGAUCCAGGGCGGGUCGGCGUGCCCCGUCGCGUGGACUGAGCUGAUCACCAAGUGCUGGUCCCAAAAUGCCACCAGACGGCCGUCCGCCGCGCAAAUCGUCGCCACGCUCGAAGAAAUGCUGCGGUCGGAACCGAUGAUGCGAAAAAAGUCGUGGCGAAGAAAGGGAAAACAACAUAGGUCUCGACGGCAUAAAAAGUAAUACUAUAAUAGUACUGUAUGCAUACAUACCCACCCA
This is a messenger RNA of Aphanomyces astaci, 1300 nucleotides long. Its product is annotated as TKL/DRK protein kinase, variant. The transcript has 5 exons. Gene Ontology annotation, biological process: protein phosphorylation. Gene Ontology annotation, molecular function: protein kinase activity; ATP binding. Lineage: Eukaryota; Oomycota; Saprolegniomycetes; Saprolegniales; Verrucalvaceae. The record is from RefSeq and is a predicted model, not a curated record. The coding region runs from base 90 to 932 and encodes 280 amino acids.